AUGGCCAUCCUCUGUGUUCUGCUCUCCCAGCCUGGCCAACAGACCACUGCCAACAUCACAGAACCUAGCCAGCCAAGUACAUUUCUAAAACUUAUUUCAUCGAAACACCAAACCACAACCAAAAAGGUUAAGCUUUCAAACCAAAAUCCUGUGUCAACUGCAAAGCUCAGCCAAGACUCCACAUCAUCUAAUCAAAGUCUUCUUGUCCCUGCUAAGCCCUCCCUUCCCCUCAGUCAUAGAGUUUCAGGAGAUGGCAGCUCCUCCCCCUCACAGCCCACCAUUAAAGUUGUGAUUUCAGACACCUGUGUCCAGCGAAAUGUACAGGGCCAUAAAACCAAUCAGACCAGUAACCAAGGCCAGGAAAUCACCCUUGAACAAGGUUCUCCACUCGUUUUGACUCAGAAAAUCAACCUGGUCCAGGACUCAUGUCCAGAGAGCUGCGGGGUGCAAUUUACAGCACUGCAAGUACGUUUAGAGAAGCUGGAGAAGGAAGUGUCCAUCCUAAGGAAGAAAUACAAUGGUGCUGAUGGCAUUUGCUGUCCCUCCCAACUGCGUGAAGGUACAACAAUGCCGCCUGUCCCCCAAGAGGGAGAGUGUCUGAAUGACUGCAGUGACCAGGGUCGGUGUGAAAAGGGAAAGUGCAUCUGUUUCCAAGGAUUCGGUGGCCCCGACUGCAGCUCUGUCACCUGCCCUUCCAACUGCCAUGAAGGGGGCAUCUGUGUGGAUGGCCAGUGCGUGUGUGAGAGCAGCUUCACAGGACCAGACUGCUCCAUCAAGUCCUGUCCCAAUGACUGCAGUAACAGGGGAAGGUGUGUCCAGGGUACAUGUCAGUGUGACACUGGAUUUUCAGGGAUUGACUGCGCUGAUAAAGCCUGUCCAGGGAACUGUAACAACAGAGGGCAGUGCUUGAAGGGGAAGUGCCUGUGUCAUCCUGGGUUCACAGGACUGGACUGUAGCAAGUGUGAAGCUGGAUUCACUGGAGCUCAAUGUGUUAGUGUAUUCCCAGGCAUUGACAAGAGACCAGUUAUUAAGGUGAAUGUGGAAACUGUAACAAUGAAGGUGGCACCAGGAACAGAUAAAAACAAUAGAAAGACAUCAGAGAAGACAAAGCUGAACAAGGCUAUACUCUCAAAAAUGGAAGAGGAGAAACUUAAGGCACAAAGAAAGAUGUGGAAGGAGAAGGUGUCUGGGGAAAAGGAUGAUUCCAAUAAAACAAGAGCAGAUUCCAGUCUGAAACAGAGCACUGAAAAAUCAGGCUCUAAAAAGGAAAAUGGAGUUGAGAGUACCCAAGAAAUGGAGGAAGAGGAGGCGGAGAAUGAAGAAGAUGGGAAAUAUGAGGAAGAUGAUGACGACAUGAAAAUUAAAUCAGAAGAUGCUUUCAGUCAAACGAAUAUAAAUAAAGGAGGUAAUGAAAAACAUAGUGCCAGGAGAAGUGAAGAUGCUGUCAACAGGGGCAAUAACAGCAACACCACUGCUUACACUUCUGCAAAACCCCACAGCAGAGCAGCCACUAGAAGGACAGGCAGCAAUAUUAGGAAGCUCUCAGUGGUUCCUGGCUCCACUCGUUUGUUGACCGUCCGGAACCUCAGGCCUCAGACACGCUACUCACUGUCCCUGUAUGGAACAAGCCCUGGAGUGCGCUCCAAAAUUCACCAUCUCACUGUCACUACAGCUCCAGAACCUCCCACUGAACUUCUGUUCAGCAAUGUGACAGAUUCCUCUCUGUCUGUCUCCUGGACGAAACCACGGAACCCAGUGACCGGGUACAAAGUCACCUACACCAACACUGAGAGUGGAAAGCCUGUUUCUCUCGAAGUCGACCCCCAGCACUCCAGUGUGGCUCUCUCUCAACUCCUCCCUGCCUCUUCUUAUGAUGUCAGUGUCACUGCCCAGCAUGGCCUGGACCACAGUGACUCCAUUACAGGCCUUGUUGUCACAGUCCCUGACCCACCCACAGCGCUGAAGGCUGUGGAUGUAACAGACACUAGGGCAGUGUUGCGUUGGGUGCCCGCCCUGGCAGCUGUUGACCGUUACAUCAUUGUUUAUGGGUCUAAGAGUGGGGCCAAAGUGACCACCGCGGUCUCAGGUGAUGUUCCUGAACUGCAACUGAAGGACUUACAGAGUGCAACAGCAUACACUGUGACAAUGACCAGUCAGCGGGACAGCCUGCAGAGCACCACUGUGAAUCUAACCUUCAUCACGACAGGCGGUAAGCAAUUCCUCAAGCCCAUGGACUGCUCCCAGCAGCUGCUCAACGGCAUGUUACACUCGGGGGUGGCACAGAUCUUCCCUGGAAGCAAGCAGGAUGAGGGCGUGCGGGUUUACUGCGACAUGGAAACUGAUGGAGGAGGCUGGACGGUGUUCCAGAGAAGAAUGAAUGGGAAGACAAACUUCUUUAGGAACUGGGAACAAUACAGCAAAGGCUUUGGCAAUCUCAGUGGGGAAUUCUGGCUCGGCAAUGAGCUGAUUCACAGCCUGACGAGCUCAAGGCCAAUGGUGCUGCGGGUGGACCUUCAUGCUGGUGCAGAAACUGCCUUUGCCAUGUACUCAUCUUUCUACAUAGGACCUCAGAGAAAGCACUAUGCAGUCAGACUGUCUGGGUACUCGGGCACUGCAGGUGACUCCAUGAAAUAUCACAAUGGGCAACCAUUUUCUACACGGGACAGAGACCCCAACCCCGUCCUCAGUGGGUGUGCCAGGUCUUACAGGGGAGGAUGGUGGUACAAGGACUGCCAUGAGGCCAAUCUCAAUGGCCUGUAUGAUAUCAACACCAACCACCAGGGUGUGAUCUGGACAGCCUGGAAAGGCAGAGACUUCUCCAUCCCCUUCACUGAGCUGAAGCUCAGGCCGGUGAACUUCGACCCACAGACUCAGGGAUAG
Messenger RNA from Scleropages formosus (Asian bonytongue), 2880 nucleotides. It is a transcript of the gene tnxba, whose product is annotated as tenascin XBa. The transcript has 13 exons. The record is from RefSeq and is a predicted model, not a curated record. The coding region runs from base 1 to 2880 and encodes 959 amino acids. Gene Ontology annotation, molecular function: protein binding. Lineage: Eukaryota; Metazoa; Chordata; Actinopteri; Osteoglossiformes; Osteoglossidae. Gene Ontology annotation, biological process: neuron projection development; regulation of cell adhesion.